This is a messenger RNA of Fusarium venenatum, 408 nucleotides long. NCBI's taxonomy places the organism in Eukaryota, Fungi, Ascomycota, Sordariomycetes, Hypocreales, Nectriaceae. The record is from RefSeq and is a predicted model, not a curated record.
AUGGUGAUAACCUCAACUUUAGAGCCUCACUCAACAUAUAGCCAACACCACAAACCAAACCCUGAAUUUACCUUCCCCACACUUAUAUCAAACCCUGAUCCUUCCGUUCGGAUCAGAUCAUACGGCGCACACUCCGCCAAGAAUCGACAGCAGACAAAGUCAUCAACGGGCACGGGUCAAUUCCAGAAGACCCUUGGCAAGCCACUACAGACACGAAAACCAUCUCAUACCCCUGAUGCCAUGUCCAAGAUUAGUCGUGACUCCGCAAGAGAACUUUGGGAUCUGACUCGGACGAAUGGAAGUGUAUCUUCAAGUACGGCCGUCAAGAUCCGGAGCCAUGCAGGGACCAACGUUGGAAGGCGACGACUUGUUGCCACGAGUGUCGACGGGUUCAACCGUUAUAUUUAA